Pimephales promelas (fathead minnow) is the source of this 1619-nucleotide messenger RNA. Lineage: Eukaryota; Metazoa; Chordata; Actinopteri; Cypriniformes; Leuciscidae. The record is from RefSeq and is a predicted model, not a curated record.
AGCGAGGAAGAACGUGAGGAUGUCGACUCCCCGAACCUCUGUCACAGAUCCCGCUGGCUCGUGUCCACGCAUUGGAUCCGCUAUUUAAAAGGGACUCUGCCGACAAACCCGUUACAAACCCAGAGAGCCUCGAGGAAACGCGUGAAACGGGCUGACGCGCUCCAAAGGGAAAACAUCCCGGUAACUCAGUUCCUGUGACUGUCGCAAUGGAUUUGGCGCAGAACGCCUCCGCUCUUUCAUCGCAGUGGAGCAACAGAAGCGCGUUGCCCGGUGGAAGCGACAACAACGCGUACCUGUACAUCAUCAUCGUGGUGUCCUUCUACGGAGUCUUCCUCAUUGGGAUCAUGCUCGGUUACCUGCGCACCAAGCGGCGCGAGAAGCGUCGCUCGAACGUAUUUACGCGGCUUCUGCACGAAGAGGAGCAACGCGAGUGGGGCGCGAGCCAGAAGAAGAACAGUCUCAGUCUUCCCGCAUUUCCCGCGCUGCGCGCAACGCCGGUGCCGUUCAUGCUCAACCCCGACCGCUCGCCUCUGGCGUGCGCGUUGUGCUCGGUGGAGCAGAGCAGCGUGAGCUCUCUCAGCUCCGUGGCAGAUGUGCACUUCGCCAUCGAGGAGGAGUCGGACAGCGGCGGAGGACCCGAGGAUACACAAAAAACGGGCGUAGGAUCGGACCACCACCCCGGGGGAAACCUCUGAGGUUCCCGCCAAAAACAUGAUUAUGGCAACCAAAGUUCCCGCCAAUAAUACUUACCACAGUUUACGUUACUACAAAUGAAACUGUUUGAAAUUGGUUCUAGCCACCAUUGUAAUACAAAAAUAAAUUAAAGAACGUUUUUUUGAAAGUUUCUUGUACUGUUUUAAGAACAUCCUGUGUUACUUCAUUCUGGUUUUACUGUAAAUAACUGUAGUAAAGUGGCAGGAACUGGUUACCGGCAAAAAAGUUCUCUAAAGUGCCUUGGCGGCAAGUACGAACUCUUUUACAGAAGAAACAUACUUUUACACAUGUACGAAAGCCAACGAAGUUUGUACAUAGAUAAGUGCACUAUUGCGUUGCUGUGGCAGCAGUUCUGAACUUUACUUGUCAUCUUUGUUGCAUUGCUAGCUUCACUGGCAAAUCUCAUUGAAAAUAUCGACGCAAUUGACUUUAGUGGCUCAGCAAAAUUAUCUUCAAAAGCAUUAAUCGGCCUGAAAAAGGAAAUGAACUGGAGAAAGAGGCUGAUCAAACUAAUGUCCUGUAGCGCCCCUUGUGGCAACACUGAAUGCAACGCGUAGGCUACACGUUGGAUUUGACUUGGAAUACAUACAAUGACAGGAAAUUGAACUUGUGUUACUAGAAGCCUCUUCACGUAUUUGUGUAAAGUAUGUUUCAGGCCUUAAACGCGAUGUAACCACUGCAAACAUUGCGAUAAACCUGGAAUCACUUGAAAAAACAACAACUUUAAAAUCAUUUUACUUACUAAAGGUCUAUAUCGUCUUCCACGGGGUUGUGUAAAAUGAUUUAAAAUGUUACAAUUAGUAGGCCUAUGUAAAAUGAUAUGUAUAUAUUGUUCUACAUGCAUGGAUGUCUCUAUUUAAAUGUUAUCUUAUUGUGUAAACUAAAUAAAAUGUUCUUAAUGUGAA